UAUACCAAACUGUCAAUGUCAUUUUCCAGUCAAAAAUUAUAGCUUUGUUCUGUGGUUCUUUAUUAAAUUUCUUGCGAUUUGUGAAAUAUCGUUUUAGAAAGUAAAAGCAUGCCAGAGAUGACCGAAGUCGAGAAACCCGUAGUGGCAGAAGCUAAACCAGAAAAACCAGAACAGAGUGCGGAAUCGUCUACAGACAGCGACUCUGAUGAAGAAAUUCCCGAACUGGAAGAUGCGGGCACCGCAAAUGCCGGUUCUACAGCUUUCCCUGGAGCAUCCGCUGCAGGACUUCCUGUUGAUAUGGUCUCGAAAGCUAAGCAAUCUCGCGGCGAAAAAAAAGCCAGGAAAAUAAUGUCAAAGUUAGGACUUAAACCAGUUCAAGGAGUUAGUCGCGUAACCAUCCGCAAAUCAAAGAACAUCUUGUUUGUCAUUAAUAAACCAGAUGUGUAUAAGAAUCCUGUCAGUGACACAUACAUCGUAUUUGGCGAGGCUAAAAUCGAAGAUCUUUCUCAACAGGCACAAGUUGCAGCAGCUGAGAAAUUCAAAGAGGUUAAUCCUGCUGGUGAUGGUGCUUCUGGCGCCACUACAACAUCCGUGGCUCCGAUUGCAGAGGAGUCUGAAGAUGAGGAAGUUGAUGAGACUGGAGUUGAAGAUAAGGACGUUGAGCUUGUCAUGUCACAGGCGAAUGUCAGUCGAGCGAAGGCUAUAAAGGCGCUGAAAAAUAAUUCUAAUGAUAUAGUAAAUGCCAUUAUGGAACUUACAAUGUGAAUAUUUUUUCGAUGUUUAGCGUUUUAUUAUAAUCACAAUUAUAUUGUAUUUAAGAGUUGUUUUUUGACGUUAUAGUGUGUAUAUAAAGUCAAAAGUGUUAGCCAUUUAGUUUUACAAAAAAAACUUAAUGAUUUAUCAAACAGAACGUGACAAGAUUCAAAUAUUUCAGAUUGUAUCAGAGUAAUUUACUAAAUCAUGAUAACGUUUAUUUAAAGCCAAUUUGUUGUGACAUGUUUACAGGAAUUCAAUUUCAAUGUCUUGAAGUUAUUUUAUUGAAUAAAAAUAUGGACUAUUUUUCAGCUUA
Sitophilus oryzae (rice weevil) is the source of this 1069-nucleotide messenger RNA. It is a transcript of the gene Nacalpha, whose product is annotated as nascent polypeptide-associated complex subunit alpha. Gene Ontology annotation, cellular component: cytoplasm; nascent polypeptide-associated complex. The transcript has 5 exons. Gene Ontology annotation, biological process: protein targeting to membrane. The coding region runs from base 109 to 765 and encodes 218 amino acids. Lineage: Eukaryota; Metazoa; Arthropoda; Insecta; Coleoptera; Curculionidae. The record is from RefSeq and is a predicted model, not a curated record.